CGUACUCGGACUUUCCAUUCAUUCAGCACAAGCAGACAAGAUUCACCGGACACCCAGAACGAGCAAGUCAAAAAUAACAUCACAUAAUCCUCACCUGCAUCACCGCCACCGUCAUCUCUUUCCGCAUACACAUCCGACAAUCUCCAAUCUUGAGCAACUAGGACGGAGACAGUAGCUGGACCAUGCAACGUCUGUCAUCGUACGACCAGGAUUUCGAACAUCCGUCUUACCAGCUCUACAGGGAAUACAUGUUUCACCUCCAUUCGAAUCUCGGUUCUCCAAAAAUCGACGUCGAUGCUGAGACUGCAACCAAGACCGAUGGGAUGAACGUUAGCAUCAGUGAGGGUGCAAUGCGAAGCUCAGGCGGGAACGGCAGUGCAGCUGUUCAGGACAGGGGAGAUGGCUCGAAGACGAGUCCGAGGAGAUCGUCCGUCGAUCAUGCGUUGGGCGUCAUCUCCCCCGGACACGGGCGCGGACAGGAAUCGAAAUCGACUUUGGUCUCCGGGUCCGGUACGGGGUUGGCCAGGCGAGGGUCGAGGCAACAACAUGCAUCCCAAUCAUCGAUGGAAGGAGCCUCUCCAAUAGCAUCAGGAUCGGGAUCGGCAUCAGGGUUGGGGUUAUCCAUCUCUCCACCCGUCUCUUUCACAACAUCGACAUCUCGACGAGCUAGUCUAGCCGGUCCUGCUGUCCUAGGAAUGAGUUUCAGCCCUACAAGUCCGUCCAGGUCGAAAGCGAUCUUGGGCUCUGCCUCGGCGUCAACAUCUGGAUCUCACUAUCAACUCCGGAGAUUGAGCGUCUCCUCUUCUUCGGGAGAUGGACAUACGGGCGGGUCCAUAGAUCAGCCUGGACAUGGAGGACGAGACGGAACAGGGUCGAAUGUGAUCACGACUACGAGUUCGGUUUCCCCUAUCUUCGGGCUAGGCACAAUGCUGAACAAGUCGACCACCCGAUUGUUGGGAUCGGAUAUCUCACCGAAACCGGCACAAGCGCAUUAUGGCCUCAGACGGUUGAGCAGAGAUGCAACUGCGGAUACAGGAGGGUCUGGAUCCGAGAUGGAAGAGCUCGAACGCAGACGGGCUGGGACUGGGUGGGCGCAUCAUGCGGAUAAUCAGUUUACGCUUGGUCUGCCUGCUUUCCCUGUAGCUUCUGGAUCUGGUUCCGGGUCAAAUUCAAAUUCGGGCUCGGGAGGGUACAACUCGACGACGGGUGCUACGAAUGGUUCUGAUUCCGAUCCAAAGAGUGGAGUUUCGACGCCUACGCGCCCUGUUCACCAAUACGCUGACGGUCCAGACCAAAAUCCGAUCCACGUUCAGGGCAGGCCCAAUCGAUCGAAUUCCGCUGCGACGCCUACCGGGUCUAGCACGACCGGACGGACACGGCCUGUCAUUUCCCCGCUCAUCAUCCCUGAUCAACCCGUUUUUUCUUCUUAUCCCGUCAUUUCGGGUCGGACGAGCUCCUUGACGACUGACGAGGACGAGCUGGAUAUGGACACGCCGACACGGUGGAAAGCUAGCCCGAUCGCACGAUCGGUGGAUACGGGAGGAAGCAGGACUAAAGGUCGACGCCGGGUUUCCACCAGUGCAGGGGUUGCAGGGUAUUCCAUCUCGGAACGAGGACAUGGACAGGGACAGGGACAUCCGAUGGCGACAUCGAGGUACAAACGGAGGUCCCCGUCUUUGCAUGUCUUGCCUACUGACAAUAAUCCAAGCAAUGCGGUGGGCGAGAAUCCUCUGGCACAUACGUGGGGCAGGAAGACGUUUGUCGAAGGGACCCAGAUGGAGCCGUUGGCGUCAUCAUCGUCGACUUCGUAUAGGAAACGAAGGGCGACGAUGAGCGCCGGUCCGCACGAUUUCGUCUUUGGGACACUGGGGAAUGAAUUGAAACAAGGUCAAUUACCUCCGGGCGCUAUGCCUGCAGUGGAUCCUGCUAGGCAGUCCGAAUUCUUCCAACGUUCGCCUGUGGACGGUCGACAGCGGGCCUGGGUUGAAGGAGAACCUCCAUCAAAACGUAUCAUGCCGCCCAGAAGGACGUCCAGUCUGGAAAUCAAGGAUCGGCCGGGGAAGACCGAUCUUACAUGGUACACCCCUGAUCAUAAAAAGACGGAAAAGCCGACGAAGCAGCCUUUCAUCUAUGUACCGGCAUCCGACGUGAACUUUACCCUGCAUGCCAUACCAGGCGGAGUCAUGGGCCAGGGUCGACCUCUAGUGUCACCUGCGCUCAGCAACAAGUCUCACGCGAGUCGGUCAGGAGUCGACUUUUUCAGCAGCAGACCUAUAGCGGGAACGAGCAUUCUCGGCCUGGAUGAAGAGGGCCUAUCGACCUUUACGCUCCGGGCAGAGCGACCGUCUGGAUCAUCCGUCACGCAUUCCAAAGAGGAAUACCCGGUCGCCCCGCCGGAAAGUGGGUCUAAAGAGCACGCUGUCGGGACUAGCUACGAUGAGGAUCAUGAUCAGAUCCCUUCCCUCACCGGGACAUCGUCGGGUGCAGGUACAGCCGAGGUCAUGCUCUCGUCCGCUUCAACUUCGCUUUCGAGGAGUACCAAGAAUGCCAAGGACGGCAACGACAAGCAGGAGCCUAUCAUCGCCAAUUCGAACGACCCGGCAGAGGACAUGAACGGCCUGACAAAGGCUCUACAGGACAGGUUGGCCAUCCGUGUCGCCCGUUCUGAUCGGAGAAAGUAUCAGCUAGUCGAACUGGUCGAGACCGAAGUCGCCUAUACCAGCCACCUGCGCGACCUGGUCGAGAUCUUUCUUCCGCAGCUGGCUGCGCUCUCCUGCAUCACCGAGUCUGAUCACAAGCUCAUCUCACGGAAUCUCGGUGACAUGCUCUACUUCCACGAGCAGUUUUCGGCCCGCAUGGUGGAGGUGCUGAAGGAAGAACACUUGGGCACAGAAGCGGACCUACCUACGCCAGUGGAUGAGCCCGCGCGGACGGAGCGGAUGAUACGCAAAGUGUCUGCCGUCUUUAUUGAGGAUGCUUCUGGACUCGAAAUCUACAACCAAUAUUGCGCAGGCACCGCUGCUGCAAUGGAUAUUAUACGCGCUGUGCAUCAUCGACCCGAAUGGCACGCUUUCGAGAAACGGUGCCGUAUCGUUGCAGCCACGAGGGCCCACAAGACGCUUUAUAGCAUGCUAAAGGAAGAGCCCAGUUUCGUCGCGACUACGGUCCCUCCCGCGACAAUCAGCUCGAUGCCCUCUCGACUCUACCUUCGAGAUCUGCUCAUCUUGCCAGUCCAGCGGAUCUGUCGCUAUCCUCUUGUACUGCACUCGCUCAACGCUAGCGGGGGAACUCCUUCGCCAACGCUCGAAGACAAGAUCGAUUUCACGAGGAGCUAUGAUGUAGGUGUCGAUCCUUCUAGGGCCUUAGCCGUGGCGAAGAUGGCCGCAGCCAGGGCAGACGAGGCCAAUCGGCGCAGUAUCAUGGUAUCCAGGACCAAGAACAUUGCAAAGCGUCUAGAAUAUCACCCUGUCGUCAACAAAUCGCUUUUGGCAGGACUGGGCCCUUGCUUGCUAGCGGGAGCGCUGGAAGUACUAUAUCACCAUCCGACCUUGGCUCCCAUGCAUCCACCCAUAGACAUCAAGUACCAAGGCGCGUUUGUCUACAACGGCUUUAUGCUUCUGGUCAAGGUAAAAAAAACCAGCUACGAGAUAAAGCAUUACUUGCCCCUGGAAAUGUUCGAGUUGAUAGACGUCGACGAAGGAUUCUUGCCUUAUUCAAUCAGGCUGGUUUUUCUCGAUCAUCAAUUCGAGCUUGCCACUACUUGUCAACAGGAAAAGGAUGUAUGGGCGACAGCGCUGUGCGCGGCACGCAACGAGGCGGGGGUGUUGCCUUUCGAUCUGCCUUGCAGCAUCCUUCUGCGCACAGACAAGAAACGCCGCGGUUCCGUGGUGACACCCGUCGAGAUGCUAGCGACACCACUCAAGAGAAACUCCAUAGCCUUGUUCGAUUCUGUAGAAGCCUCGCCGUCAACGCCAAUCAACCGAUCCAUGGAUCGUGAAACAUCUCCGGCCGAUCGACAGGAAAUCCCCUUUCCGGCAUCUCCCGUGACCCCGGCCACUCCGCUCCGGCGCCAACCCGUGGCAAUCGGCGCUACGUCACCAGAUUUCUUUUUGGCCAAGGUUUCCUCCUGGCAGCGUGCGGUCAUCGACGACUACCUCAUCUUCAGCGAAGAGAUCAGCUUGGCAAGGAUGAGCAGCGAUCAACCAAAGACUAUGCCCUCACCGAGCGCGAAUUCUGGGCCCAUGCGCAACCGAUUGUCGAUGCGGGGGGCGUCUGUAUUGAAGCGUCGGCGAAGCUACGUCGACGUGAAAGGGUUCGGGCACGCCCGGACGGUGUCGACCAGUAGCCAAAAGGAAGACAACCGGAUCUCGUCGUAUACGACGGUGUCUGGCAAGAGGUCUUCUCUGGCAGGUAGUAUCAAGCGGGGUCUUUCGUUGUCUUCUCACGACGGUCAACAAGAUCCUUGGGCAUCGACUCCCAUGUUGAUUAGCGGAACCAGUUUGUCAUCCCCGGUAGUAUCGACCGCACCAAUAACGGUCCCAUCGAGCCCUGUGGCCACCACGGCUACUGCGGUGCCGAACAACACGAUCAGCAGAGAACCGUCCGGGACCUAUCCUUCUCGUGAGGACGCCGGAGCACAGCGACACGUUCGCUCGCAGUCUCAAGGUCUUCCUACUCAGGGAGCUUUCAUACCAUCACAAAGCAAUCGUCAGGUCUUGCCACGCAAACAAUCGCUUACCCGGCUGAGCUCCCUUUUUGGUCGACCCAAACCGUCGGAGAGAGCGCACUCUCUGCCGAGCAGCCCGUCCGUGCCGAGGUUGCCGGAUCACAGCCCCCAUGACGAUAUGACCCCUAACGAUCACGAGAGCCCUGCUGAAGGAUACUUUGAGUCCAGGCAUCAUCACCACGGGGUAUACGCUUCAGGUGCUGGCUUUUCCAACAUUCGUCCAUCGAAUCCCCCACAACAACCUUCGUUAAUAAAGAGGUCCAUGUCAUUCGUCAAGCUUGCUUCCAAGGGGAAGGGAACCAGCUCGAACCCGAACAGCGAGUAUGGCGGGUAUGACAGCCGGAGGAAUUCGGUUGAGACCGACCCGCUGACCUCUUCCGUCUAUUCGACUCCAUCUGCCGAACCCCGUGGAUUGGAAUCGGUACCCGGCUCGCCAAGCGGUGUUGUACCUGGACUUCCCAUCGACGAGGUGGUCGUGAACGAUUUCGGAGCUCCGGUCGGUCAGACAUCGGAUGCACGUCGCUCUCGAUCGAAUACUUCGUCAGAUUACGGUACAGACACCUCGUCUGUACCCAAGCCGGACACAACAGCUCGUCGCCUAGAGCCGAGUAGAGAUUCUGAUAGCGCAAAACCCAAUCCGCCCAAGAGGCGUCGUAGCGUCAGGUUCUUCAGUAUCAAGGGACUGACUUCAAUUACCGGCAACAAUGGACAAUCAUAGAUAAUCUUGCUCCAAUUCGCUAAAUCACUAUAAUUUACCCAAGACCCGAUUUUCGAGCAUUGUCGACGAGCAUUACCAUGUAGCUACAAACACGAAACCUCAUGUAUCCUCGAUGACCAGCAUGUUUCCCCCCUC
This is a messenger RNA of Filobasidium floriforme, 5579 nucleotides long. RefSeq lists its product as uncharacterized. Gene Ontology annotation, biological process: regulation of GTPase activity. Gene Ontology annotation, molecular function: guanyl-nucleotide exchange factor activity. Gene Ontology annotation, cellular component: cytoplasm. The transcript is spliced from 4 exons. Bases 183 to 5444 code for a protein of 1753 amino acids. Lineage: Eukaryota; Fungi; Basidiomycota; Tremellomycetes; Filobasidiales; Filobasidiaceae. The record is from RefSeq and is a predicted model, not a curated record.